CCCUCAUCCUCCCACCAACCAUGGGCAUCAAAGGCCUCACAGGGCUCAUAACAGAACACGCCCCAAAUGCCAUCAAGGAACACGAAAUCAAAAAUCUCUUUGGGCGCAAGGUCGCCAUCGAUGCUUCUAUGUCUAUCUACCAGUUCCUCAUCGCCGUGCGCCAGCGCGACGGAGAGAUGCUUCAGAAUGACUCGGGCGAGACGACCAGCCACCUCAUGGGAUUCUUCUACCGUACCAUACGUAUCGUGGAGAAUGGGAUAAAGCCGGCGUAUGUGUUUGAUGGAAAGCCGCCAGAGUUGAAGAAGGGCGUGUUGUCCAGGCGGCUGGCGCGACGCGAGGAGGCCAAGGAGGAAGGCGAAGAAGCCAAAGAGACUGGGACCACUGAAGAUGUGGAUAGGUUCUCGCGCAGGACGGUCAAAGUCACCAGGGAGCACAAUGAAGAGUGCAGGCGGCUCCUAGGCCUAAUGGGCAUUCCUGUGGUCGUCGCUCCGUCCGAGGCAGAAGCUCAGUGUGCAGAGCUCGCACGAGGAGGCAAGGUGUAUGCGGCAGGAUCAGAGGACAUGGACACUCUCACAUUCUCAGCGCCCAUCCUUCUUCGACACCUUACCUUUUCUGAAGCCAAGAAGCAGCCUAUUAGCGAGAUAAGUUUAAAACUUGCCCUUGAAGGACUCGACAUGGACAUGAGCCAAUUCAUAGAUCUUUGCAUUCUUCUUGGUUGUGACUACCUUGAACCGAUAAAGGGCGUGGGUCCCAAGUCUGCACUAAAGCUAAUCAGGGAGCGCGGUGAUCUGAAAACUAUCAUCAAAGACCUACGAGCAAAGCAAGCCGAGAAGGCCGACGCAGCGGCGUCCGAGGAGGAGGAGGACCCUCCCGUGGACACAUCUGACGCCGAACAGCCUGACAAUCAGGAUGAAAAGCCGAAGCCUAAACCAAAGAAAAGGGGGAAGGGGAAGGGUAGAGGCGGUAUGGUCGUUCCAGAAGAAUGGCCUUGGGAGGAGGCCAAAAAGGUAUUUGAGGAACCCGAUGUGACACCGGCUAAUGAGAUUGAGUUGGAGUGGAAGAACCCUGAUGUCGACGGUCUGGUGCAGUUUUUGGUCACAGAGAAGGGUUUCAAUGAGGAUCGUGUACGCAAGGGCACAGAGAAGCUGCAAAAAUUUUUGAAUGCCAAGCAGCAAGGACGGCUGGAUGGGUUCUUUACUGUUAAAGCAAAGGAAAAGAAGGAGCCACCGAAGAAGGGGAAGGAGAAGGACUCAAAGACAAAGGGAAAACGAAAGAACGACGACAAGGAAUCUGGAUCCAAAGGCAAGAAGGCCCGAACGAAAAAGUAGAUUUACAUUCAUUUAUUUUGUAUCUAUCUGUAUAUUUGUCACCCGCGCCAUCACAAUGUCAAAGCGAAUUGAGCAAGCUUCA
Molecule: messenger RNA, 1410 nt
Organism: Guyanagaster necrorhizus
Lineage: Eukaryota; Fungi; Basidiomycota; Agaricomycetes; Agaricales; Physalacriaceae
Product: PIN domain-like protein
Exons: 9
Coding region: 21-1328 (435 amino acids)
Cellular component (GO): cytoplasm; nucleus
Molecular function (GO): 5'-3' exonuclease activity; DNA binding; 5'-flap endonuclease activity
Source: RefSeq, a predicted model, not a curated record